Oncorhynchus masou masou (cherry salmon) is the source of this 582-nucleotide messenger RNA. RefSeq lists its product as uncharacterized. The annotation marks the transcript as partial. NCBI's taxonomy places the organism in Eukaryota, Metazoa, Chordata, Actinopteri, Salmoniformes, Salmonidae. The transcript has a single exon. The record is from RefSeq and is a predicted model, not a curated record.
GUUUCAUCCUCCUCUGUUUCCUCCUCCUCCUCCCCCUCCCCUCCAUCCUCCUCCUCCUCCUCCUCCUCCUAUUCCUCCUCCUCCCCUUCCUUCUCCUCGCCUCCCUCCUCCUCCUCUUCCUCUGUUUCCUCCUCCUCUGUUUCCUCAUCCUCCUCCCCCUCCCCUCCAUCCUCCUCCUCCUCCUCCUCCUCCUCCUCCUAUUCCUCCUCCUCCCCUUCCUCCUCCUCGCCUCCCUCCUCCUCCUCUUCCUCUGUUUCCUCCUCCUCCUCCUCCUCCGUUUCCUCCUCCUCCCCUUCCUCCUCCUCUUCCUCUGUUUCCUCCUCCUCCUCCUCCUCCUAUUCCUCCUCCUCCCCUUCCUCCUCCUCCUCCUCCUCCUCCUCCUCCUCCUCCCCUUCCUCCUCCUCUUCCUCUGUUUCCUCCUCCUCCUAUUCCUCCUCCUCCCCUUCCUCCUCCUCCUCCUCCUAUUCCUCCUCCUCCUCCUAUUCCUCCUCCUCCCCUUCCUCCUCCUCUUCCUCUGUUUCCUCCUCCUCUGUUUCCUCCUCCUCCUCCUCCUCCUCCUCCUCUGUUUCCUCCUCCUCCUCC